Messenger RNA from Oryzias latipes (Japanese medaka), 5443 nucleotides. RefSeq names its product contactin 1a (gene cntn1a). Gene Ontology annotation, molecular function: cell-cell adhesion mediator activity. Gene Ontology annotation, biological process: cell-cell adhesion; axon guidance; brain development. NCBI's taxonomy places the organism in Eukaryota, Metazoa, Chordata, Actinopteri, Beloniformes, Adrianichthyidae. The record is from RefSeq and is a predicted model, not a curated record. Gene Ontology annotation, cellular component: axon; plasma membrane.
GCUCAGGGAGGCGGCUUUUUCCUCCUCUCAUCAUCUCUCCCUCCUCCUUUACACCUUGAUGAGGGCUCCUCUAUCCAGGAGCGUUGCUCAUUUCUGAGGAGGACAAUGGAGCUGAGAAUUUAGGACACAUGGCAGAGUUGGCGAGUUGAAAGGGAUGGCAGACAGGGGCUGCUUAGUAGCUCACCAGAGCUGCCGUCAUGGCAGCCUCCCAUAGCAAGGAAAACUGCAAGGUCCUGCUCAUGUUUCAACAGCCAAGCUUCAAGCUGUAACCCCACCAGGUGGUUCUCUCUCCAGCAUCAUGCUGCGCCUCGCCCUGCUCCUCCAUCUACUGCUCCUCUCCUUCACUCCUGCAGGUGCUUCGGUUCAUGAGGAGUUUGCAGAUCUCUGUGGAGACGGAUCUGUAGGUUUCGGACCAGUGUUUGAGAAGCAGCCAGUGGAUACGAUCUACCCUGAGGAGUCACUGGAGGCCAAUAUUACCAUGAACUGCCAGGCUAAAGCUAAUCCACCUGCCACAUACAAAUGGAUGCUAAAUGACAGAGAAAUUGACAUCGGAGCAGAAAGAAACCACUACAGUUUAAUUGAGGGCAACUUGGUUAUCAGCAACCCAGUUAAAAGCAAACAUGUAGGCAAAUACUCCUGUUCGGCCACCAACAUGUACGGCACUGUCAUCAGCAAAGAAGCGUCCGUCCAGUUUGGCUAUUUGGAUCUUUUCUCAACGGAUGAAAGGACCACAGUUUACGUCAAAGAGGGUCAGGGUGCAGUCGUGCUCUGUGCUCCUCCACCACAUUUCCCAGCCAAGCUGUCCUUCAGAUGGAUCUUCAAUGAGUUCCCUACCUUCAUCCAACUGGACAACCGCCGCUAUGUCUGCCAGACAACAGGAAACCUAUACAUCUCCAAGGUGGAGUCGUCCGACAGAGGCAACUACUCCUGCAUCGCAUCAAGCCACUCGAUUUCGAAGAGUGUUUUCUCCAACUACAUCCCGCUGCAGCCCCUGACUGAACGUCCCAACAGGAAGUACCCCGCUGACCUCCGAGUGAAGUUCCCAGACACCACUGCUUUAGUUGGACAGAACGUCACCCUGGAGUGCUUUGCUUUGGGGAAUCCUGUACCUGAGAUUCACUGGAGAAAGAUGGAAGGACAUUUACCACAAAAUCAUGACCUGCGGAUGUCAGGCUCUCAGCUGCAUCUGUACAAUAUCCAGGUAAAAGACAGCGGGAUUUACAAAUGUGAAGCAAUCAACUCCAAAGGAAAAGACUACCACUCUGCAAAUGUAUUUGUUGAAGCUUAUCCUGAAUGGGUGGAGCACAUCACGAGCAAAAAGAAGGAACUCCAUAGUAACUAUACCAUGUCAUGUAAGGCCAGUGGCAAACCGGAACCUAAAAUCCGUUGGCUAAAAAAUGGUCAUCAGAUUGAUGAAAAAGACGUCCACUUUAGGAACUUGACGUUGGAUAAUUCUGGGAUGUACCAGUGCAUAGCAGAGAAUCGUCAUGGAGUUAUUUAUGCCAAUGCAGAGCUGCAGGUGUUUGCUUGUCCUCCCACUUUUGAGCACAAUCCAAUAAAGACAGUGAUGGUGGCCAAAAACAGUCGGGCUGUGCUUGAGUGUCGACCGUACGCAGCUCCAACGCCUAGCUUCACCUGGAGCAAAGGAACUGAGCUGCUCUCCAACUCAACCAGGGUGUUCAUCUGGGAGGAUGGAAGCUUAGAGAUCCGGGAUGUGACACAGUCAGACGAAGGCCAGUACACAUGCUUUGCCAGCAAUAUCUUGGGCAAGGCUAGCAGCGUGGUCUCGCUGUCGGUUACAGACUCCACAAGGAUCACCUUGCCACCCUCUGAUGCUGACGUUAAUGCCGGGGAGGAUGCCUGGAUGCGGUGUGCAGCAUCACAUGACCCGUCCCUAGACAUAACCUUCAUCUGGUCCCUUGACGGACGAGUCAUUGACUUGGACAAGGGCAGGCUGCAUUAUGAACGGGUUCCAAAUGGAAAUUCAAGUGAUGAGCUGAAGAUCAAAAACGCUCAGGUCAAGCAUGCAGGAGUUUAUAGCUGUACCGCGCAGACCACAGCUGACAACGUCACUGCCUCUGCCCGUUUGAUUGUGAGGGGUCCCCCUGGAGCCCCCGGUGGGGUUCGAGUAAUAAACAAGACGGAAACGACUGUGACGCUGCAGUGGAGCCGGGGAGCAGACAACCACAAAUCGAUCUCCAAAUACACCAUCCAGUACAGGGACGAUUUCUUAAAGGAUGCUUGGAGCAACGCCAGGACGUCUCCUGCUGAUGUGGAAGGAAAUGCAGAAAUGGCCACUGUUGUUAACUUAUUCCCCUGGACAGAGUAUGAGUUCAGGGUCAUCGCUGCCAAUAUCCUUGGGUCAGGAGACCCUAGCAAACCAUCACCUAAAGAAAGGACACUGGACGCAGUUCCUGUGGUGGCGCCGUCAGAGGUCGGUGGGGGUGGAGGGACUGGUAGGGAGCUGAUCAUCACAUGGACGCCAGUGCAGCCAAAGUACCACUAUGGCCCCAACUUUGGCUACAUUUUAGCCUUCAAACCGCAAGACCAAAAAGAAUGGAAAAGGAUGAAAGUAACUGAUUCUGAAAGCAAGCGGUACAUCCACAAAGACCCCAGCAUGCCUCCAGUGACACCAUUCGACGUCAAAAUCAAAGCUUUCAACAGCAAAGGAGAGGGACCCUUUAGCAUAAAAGCUGUGGUUUACUCUGGACAGGAUGCUCCAUCUGAGGCUCCUGCUGUGAUUGAAGGCAGAGCGUUGUCUGCCUCAACAGCUAUAAUAUCCUGGAAGCAUGUUGCUAAUGUAGAAGGUUAUAAGGUAAAGUUCUGGACAAAUCAGCAGGACAGAGAAGGAAGAGCACAAGAAGUCGCUGUGUCAGGCAUGGAGAACCACACCAGAAUUGAGGGUUUAAAACCAAACUCUGAGUACAACAUUGAGGUUCGAGGCUACAACUCUGCAGGAUACGGGCCUCCCAGUAAACACCUGAAAGUCCAAACCAAGAAACCCCCUCCAGAUCGACCUCCAAAAAUAAUAGGUACAAAGGUGAAGGGUCAAUUCAUAAAUAUUGCCUGGGAAGCCGUGGAACCGCUAUCAAAUGAGUCAAAAGUAGACGGUUACAGAGUGCUGUUCAAACCGAAAGGUAACCAGACCAGCACUCUGUACACAACCAACAAGCGCUCCAUAGACAUCCCCCUCCUUGCUGAUAAGGAGUUUGUGGUGGAGAUUCGGGCGCACACAGAUGGAGGAGUUGGAGCCGUGUCACAAAUCGGCUUCCCAGAUAACAAUUAUCCAGCUUCAGGUGCUGCUUCUAAGGGUGGAGGUGUCACGGUUAAUCAGUCCUUCUGCAUUUUCUCCCUGUCUCUGGCGCUCCUCUUCUUCCUGAAUCUCUGAAUGUAGCACCAUCUUUGUCUUUAGUGUCUAUGAAGGAUACUCCUAUGGUUAUUAAGGCUCACGCCUACAGGGAAUUGGAACUCUUUCCACAAUAUUUUGGUUCCUCCCAGUCAUUGAGGUUGUCACUUUCCAGCUCUUCUCCUGUGGAUGUGUUUGUGGAAGUAGACACUGAAGAAGUGGAAAUGGAUAAAGAUAUCCCUCAUUUAUCUACAAAACGCCUCUUUGAAGGAGUGUUGAAGGAGUUCUGUAUACUCAAUAUGCCUUAUGUAAAUGAUUACCCUUGUCCUUCACAGUAGCUUGACUUUGUUGGAUUAUGAUUGGAAGCGUAACGUUUAUUCUCCGUAAAUGUUUAAAUCAGACCCUCUAGAUUUAAAGAAACUUUAUUUUCAAAAGUGAAGGCUUUGUUUUUAGCUCAGACGUUUUGAAAAAUCCAAUUUCAGUGCAUUCCAUAGUAUAAGGAUCUGUGAAGGACAAGAGUAUCAAUUAAAAAAAAGACACCUGUUUUCUUUACUUGCAAUUCAAUGUUUUUUUUUUUUUUAUUAUCAAGCAAACCCUUUUUUUUUUAACCAGGAUACAGUCAAAGCAAAUCUCAACCUGUUGCAUACUUGAUUUUAGGACAAGCACAGAAACAAAUAGUAGUUUAUGUCAUUCUCAAAUGACACAUACAGUAACAGAUUCUGUUUUUUGUACAAUAAACUACAGAGAGGGAAAUUGGCUCAUAACUUUUGAUUUUGUUCUAAGCGCUUUAGAACUGUGAGCAUGUUGAUCUAGCUACUUGAGAUCUUAAGGCCAAACGACCUACACUAGAAACAUAAAAGACUUGUUAAAUAAUUUCAGCUUUCAGGUCCGCUAACAACAGUUUAAUUUCUGCUGGUCACAGUUUCACUAAAGCUGCGUUCCAAAAAGAGCUAAAGUGAGUAUAAAACAAACCUGAAUUCGAAAUGCUUUGUUUUGACUGUAUCAUUAGGACCUCAGUGGUAUCUGUUGGUGCUCUGUAAGGACUGUUGGCCUUUGAUUUGUUGCAAACAAUUUCCUUUCAUUGCUGGCAUUUGUGUGAGAAUCACAGCGACAGCAGGGACUUAAGUCCUUAAGUAAUUGUGCAAUGACAUAUACAUCUGUGGCUGCAUCAUAUUUUCUAACAAAGCAUUUUUUUCUGUCCUUUAACAGCAGUCUUAUGUAUACAUAUAUUUAUAAAUACAUAUAUAUAUAUAUCAUUUUACAUUAGUUAAUAUAAGCUAUUGGUAAUCCAAACCAUUCAUCAGUGGUAAGAGCUCAUUACAAAGCUUGCAAUGCUUUUUCAAAUGUAUUUUUUAACUUGUUUUUAGAUGCAUUAAUCUAUCGUUAUCAUUGUUGUUUUCCAUUGUUCUAUUUGUAAAUUUCAAACCAUCUUUGGUCAGACAGUUUGAAAGCCUAUUUCCCUCAAAUGAUGGAAGAAAUGCUCUUUUUUUGUGUUUCUUUGGGUCAUUCUUUUGUAUGAUUGAUGCUGGUAAUACUUCUUCAUCGUGACAGUAUCGAUGUCCACCACAAAGUGCUUUUCCCCCCAAUUUCCUCCAUGCCAUAUAUCAUAGAAAGUGUUGCCAAAUGCAUGAAUGCCUUGAACUCUGACCGGAGCGGGUUCGACAUAAUAACAUGCAUGAGAUCAGAGGCGCAGUGGUACAUUGCUUUGCGACAGACCAACACCUACCGCCAUUUCGAAGACUUUUAUGAAACACAUUCCUUCCUUGAGUGACAUCCCUUUGCGUCAGUUAGAUCUUAGACCAACAUGUGCAUUAGCUAAAAGGCCUCAUUUGGCCCAGUUAUCUUACAAAACGGUGAGUCUUUUUGAAAAGGGAGAAAAUCUAAAACUGACUAAAAGGAAUUCCACUCAUUUGAAUACAGAAUUGGUCCUUCAGCCAUGAUGCUUAGGAUCUGAUGGUGUUGGGGCUGGCAACGGCAGCACAACUGGCUCUUCUGGAAUUGAGUGCUUUUGCUGGAUUUGAAUGGCAAAACAUGAGGGAAGAAACUAAAACGUUUUAUUGGCUGGACAAGAAAUAAUAAAAGUGUAGUUAACUAUUA